Messenger RNA from Nothobranchius furzeri (turquoise killifish), 2505 nucleotides. The record is from RefSeq and is a predicted model, not a curated record. NCBI's taxonomy places the organism in Eukaryota, Metazoa, Chordata, Actinopteri, Cyprinodontiformes, Nothobranchiidae.
GACCACAUGCAUGGUUUAAGUUUCACUCAGUUCAAACGCAGCAAGGUGGAUUGUCCGGUUUAGCAAAAGCUCUGGCUCAGAUUAUUUCCAUGAAAGGCGGCUCAGUGCGUCUAGCAUUAUUAGGAGAAUCAGACGUGUAAUAUUUAUGUCAAAAUACACUCAGGUCUAGUUGCUUUUUUACUGAUACAGCUCUGACAAGGCUGCUGUCCUUCUCCGUCUGAUAAGCGUGUUCCAAAACCCGUUCAACUAUCUGAAGGACAUUUUAUUCUUGAUUGAAAGUGUUUCAUUGGCUUUAUAACUUUCAUUGUCAGCUUUUGCUCUAGAAAACGCUGGGUAAUCUUGUUCGUCCUGCCUCUUUAGUUCACUGCACAAGCCUUUUUUUUCAGUAACAGCCUGGAUUUUCUCAGGCAGAUCACAGGAAACACCACCAUAACCUGAACUGGACACUCACAAGCACCAUGUUGCAGACAAUCGGUGAGUGGUUGUUUUGGGAACGUCUGUGGCUGCCUGCAAACGUCUCCUGGUCAGAUCUAGAGGACAAGGGAGAUCAUAUUUAUCCUAAAGCAUCCCAUCUUUACGCUGCCCUGCCCUUUGCCCUCUGCCUACUUGUUGUCAGAUGCCUGUUUGAAAGAUACUUGGCCACACCACUGGCUAAUGCCUGGGGGAUCAAGGACAAGAUACGACUCACAGCCGAACAAAACCCGGUCUUGGAAAAGUUCUUCUGCAGUCAAACGCGAAGUCCAUCACAGGCUGAUGUCACAUCUCUGUGUAAGAAGACCAGUUGGCCACAGAGGAGAGUUGAAGUGUGGUUCAGGAGGAGGAGGAAUCAGUAUCGGCCCGGUCUUCGGAAGAGGUUCUGUGAGGCCAGCUGGAGAUGUGUAUUUUAUCAUUUUGCAUUUCUUGGAGGAAUCCUGGCCCUUUAUGAUAAACCCUGGUUUUAUAACCUGAGAGAAGUUUGGGAAGGAUUUCCACAACAGUCUAUGCUGCCAUCACAGUACUGGUAUUACUUCCUGGAAAUGGGCUUCUACCUUUCUCUGCUUCUCAGUCUCGCUUUUGACGUGAAACGUAAAGAUUUUCAAGAGCAGGUGAUUCAUCAUGUAGCGACGCUGACUUUACUGAGCUUCUCCUGGGUCUCAAACUAUAUUCGUGUUGGAACCCUUGUGAUGAUGCUUCAUGACUCCUCUGACAUCCUGCUUGAGGGUGCAAAGGUGUUUAACUAUGCAAAGUGGCACCAGACUGCCAAUACCAUGUUUGUGGUAUUUACAGCUCUUUUUAUGGUCACAAGACUUGUUAUUUUUCCAUUCUGGAUCAUCCACUGUACAUGGGUGUACCCAAUGGAGAAGUGCUCCCCUUUCUUUGGCUACUACUUCUUCAACAUGCUGUUGUUAGUUCUGCAGAUUCUCCAUGUCUAUUGGUCUUUUCUAAUACUGCGGAUGUUUUAUAGGCUUGUAUUCACCAAGCUGGAAGGUGAUCUCCGGAGUGAUGAAGAGGAGGAAGACAACGAUCCACCAGCAGAAGAAAAUCACAAACUGGGUCACAUAAAUGGCUGUGGGGCCAGAGACCGGGGCAGUGGUCACUGAUACAUAAAGACAAAUGUCCAUUUCAUAAUUGGGAUGCAGCAGUUAAAUCUAAGGGUGAAUAAAAAAAAGUUGACAAAUUAUAUAUAUAUAUAUAUAUAUAUAUAUAUAUAUAUAUAUAUAUAUAUAUAUAUUAGGGCCGAGACUCGAUAAACAAUUUUAAUCGAAUUAAUUAGAGGCUUUGUAAUUAAUUAAUCUAAAUUAAUCACAUUUUAGUCGUUCAGAAAAAUGUGCCCUCAAAGCAAAAAUUUUAAUUAAAAUUAUGAGACAGAGAAUCAAACAUUAGACAUGGUUAUUACUGUAAACUAAAGCUUUUAAAUUAAAAAAUGCAUUUUAAUUAUUCAAAUGUCACUGUGUGAUGUGAAACAAGACCCAAAUCAAAUAAAAUCAGGGUAGUGAGGAUACGGAGCAUUUUCCCAGCUGCAGCCAGGUGCCUCUCGUUUGUCUGACUACUUUCAUAAACUACUGUUAGGGCAAAGAAUUAUUCUUUCAGGUGCUUUCAAAUUUAUAGUUAAAAUUAUAGCUCACCGCUACUUUUGUAAAGUAUCCGGUGCCACCGGGCAGCUGCAGCAGAGAUGAUCUCUGAAAAAUGUCCGCGACAAGGACUCCGUUGUUGUCUGGAAGUUUAUUUUUUCAUAGUUAAGAAAAGAGGCGGAAUUGUUUCCUAUAUCCUGCAUCAGUCCAAGCAAGGCAACUUCUUUCUGUUUUUAUUCUGUUUUAGUAGCCAUUAGCGCUGUGCAUUGUUGUGUGUGCCAGUGAUAUUGGGUCUACGAGGAAAUCGUGCAAUGACAAAGGUUCCACCUUGCUCGAAAUGCAAGCUGUGAUUAAAUGCAUGAACUUUUUUAACGCGUCAUUUUUUUCUAACUAAUUAAUCAAUUAACGCGUUAAAGUCACUGUCCUAAUAUAUAUAUAUAUAUAUAUAUAUAUA